Molecule: messenger RNA, 2859 nt
Organism: Patella vulgata (common limpet)
Lineage: Eukaryota; Metazoa; Mollusca; Gastropoda; Patellidae
Product: acetylcholinesterase-like
Exons: 3
Coding region: 146-1810 (554 amino acids)
Biological process (GO): acetylcholine catabolic process; choline metabolic process
Cellular component (GO): plasma membrane
Molecular function (GO): acetylcholinesterase activity
Source: RefSeq, a predicted model, not a curated record
AGACAACUGGAGUAGAGGCGAAUUGUUAAUAAUAUUCUAUACAGGCAUCUCGUUAUCGACUCGGUUCUAAAGACGGAUUAUUUUUAUUAGGAAGUGUUAACUAACUGUCAGAAGAUUAAACACAGCAACACCUAUCAAAUUAAAGAUGAGUCGCUUGAAGAUCUUGAUAGUUUUUCUUCAAGUGCUUUUGAGUUUUUGUGUUCAAGCACAACCCGUGAUACUUACAACGCAUGGGCGUGUGGAGGGAUUCCGACAGACUGUAUUGGACAUUGACGUGGAUACAUAUUAUGGAAUACCGUUCGCUCUGCCGCCUGUCGGUGAUCUACGAUUUCAACCUCCUGUCGAUGCCAGACCCUGGAACGAUACACGCAAUGCCACAACGAGUCAUAACUCCUGUCACACCGUAAUAGACAUGGCAUUUGGAUGUCGAAAGGGUGUGGAAAUGUGGAACCCUAAUACACCCAUGAGCGAGGACUGUCUGUAUCUCAACGUGUGGAUGCCUCGCGGGGUUUCCUUAUCGACCAAUAAACCAAUGGCAACCAUGAUUUGGAUUUUUGGCGGGGGGUUCUCAAGCGGCACUCCCACACUAGAUGGGUACGAUGCCAAAUAUCUAGCCGCCUUUAACGAUGUGGUCGUAGUCUCGAUCAAUUAUAGAACUGGACCUUUGGGAUUUUUAUAUCUAGGCACGCAAGAUAUACCUGGAAACAUGGGGCUCCUCGAUCAACAACUAGCACUGCGUUGGGUUUUCCAAAAUGUAGAAAAUUUCGGAGGAGAUAAAAGUAUGAUAACACUGUUUGGCGAGAGCGCGGGAGCUGCAAGUACAGGUCUGCAUUUAUUCAGUCCUGGAUCUAAAGAUUAUUUCAGUCGUAUUAUUUUAGAAAGCGGAUCUCCGUUGGCGGAUUGGGUUCUGAUGUCAAACAACGAAGCCGAGGAAAGGGCUCGGAGGUUUUCCAGUAGCGUCGGUUGUGACGUCACUGACAAAAUAGCAGCGUUUAACUGUUUACUGACAAAAGACGCAUCAGUUUUGACUGAAGGACAGUGGAAUGUUGUGGAAGGUGGUUUACUAGAUGUUCCGUUUCCCCCCGUGGUGGAUCGGGAGUUUCUCAUGGACGAACCUCGCAAGCUACUUGCUACUGGUGACUACAAGCAGACAGACGUAUUGAUGGGGGUGGUGAAAGAUGAAGGUUCAUAUUGGCUUUUGUACGGUCUACAGCAAUAUUUUGGUUUAGAAAACAACACAAUUUUAACUCGUUCUGAUUUUAUGACGUGUUUGAAUACGUUGCUCUUCGGAAUGGGCGAGAAAGGGAAAGAGGCUGUUGCUUCCUUUUAUGUGGAUGGUGUACCACCAGUGCUUAGAGACUCAUAUGGCGAUAUCCUAGACGAUAUAUCGGGGGAUAAUAUAUUUAAAUGUCCCGUCAUAGAAUUUGGAAAUAUCAUUUCUAACCGUAGUAAUGUAUAUUUGUUUACAUUUAAUGAAAGGGUUGAAUCAUUGCCGUGGCCGGAAUGGAUGGGAGUACCUCACGGAUAUGAAAUAGAAGUAGUCUUCGGUCAUCCAUUAAACCCAGCGUUGCAGUAUACUCCUUCGGAAAUUGAACUGAGUAAAAGAAUGAUGAAAUAUUGGACAAACUUUGCAAAAACAGGAGAUCCAAACGGUUUAAACCUGGCUGCAUGGCCGAAAUAUAAUGUUACAUCGCAGGAUUACGUUAUUCUCGACUCCAGCACGACUAACUAUAUACAACACGGUCUGCGCACUUCACAGUGUUCCUUUUGGUCUUCCAUAGUUCCAUUAAUACAGAAUACAGGUUUGUAACCAUGGUAGCCAGUUAUUGUUCAAAUCUUGCAUGCUGCUUCUCAACAAUGCUUCGCAUGAUGUCGUUCUCUGCAAACUGUACGAUUGUCAGAACACUCGUACAGAAAUCAGGACUUUAUCCAAAUGAACUAGACAAUUACAGACCCAUGUCAAAUAUUUCGUUCCUUGGCAAACUUAUAGAAAAGGUUGUUUUUAACUAUCUAUCCUAUAUCUCCACGUACUGCAAGUUCCAGUCGACAUUAGCGAAUUCCAUUCCACUGAGACUGCGCUGGUAAAAGUUUUUAAUGCGUUUUAAUCUCAUUGGACAAUCAUCGGUGGAAGCGGACGUAAAAUACAACUAACACUAACUAACUCAUCACGAAGUCGUUCUGGUAAUGCUUGACCUUUCGGUAGUAUUGGAUACCUUCCAAUAGACGCUGCGGAUUCAGUGGUAAAGCCCUCUCUUGUUUUGAAACCUGUUUAGUCGACAGAAAACAAUCUGUAAAAGUAAGCUAUGUAUCAUCAAGACAUUAUUAUUAAGGUAUGGCUUUCCGCAAGGCAGUGUGUUAGGUCCGGGUUUUGUUCAGUCUGUACUGCACACCACUUGAGGACAUUAUAAAGAAGCAUGGCCUUGAUUUCAUGGUUUACGAUUAUGACACCCAAAUCUAUUCUUCAUUCAAAUCUGGAAAAUUGUGUAAUAAUUCACGAGAACAAUGUGUAGAUAAAAUCAGGGCAUGGAUGGCAGCAAACAGACAUGUUUUUAACGACGGCAAGAAAGAGGUAUUCGGAGUAAACCGAUGAGGUUGAGAAGGCGCCCCUCCAAGCCACAUACGCUCACACCAAGGAUUGAAACCACGAUCGUGCGUCAAGAGGUGACAACCCAGGUAGAGCGGGAUACUCUAGACCACUAGGCCAUCUCAACCCACUAGGUCACAAAAAUAUAUAUGUAGAUAAAUUGGUGCUAAAUUAAAUGUGCCUUAAUGUCUCAGAUCUUUACCAUUUUGUUAGCUUUUGUGUGUGUUUUUUUUUUGUUUUAAUAAAAUAAUAAAUAUGACAAUUUAAUCCAUGAA